Molecule: messenger RNA, 846 nt
Organism: Glarea lozoyensis ATCC 20868
Lineage: Eukaryota; Fungi; Ascomycota; Leotiomycetes; Helotiales; Helotiaceae
Exons: 3
Coding region: 1-846 (281 amino acids)
Source: RefSeq, a predicted model, not a curated record
AUGGGUUCCACAAAAUUCCGCCGUGGUCUUCUAGCAAGACGAGGUAGUAAGAUAAUAACGAAACUCCCAUUCAUUACCUUGGUCCCUUGCCUCGUCACUAUUGCAGCUAUUGUUUUAAUCAAUAUUGGUGGUGUCGACUCACAUGAUGAGGGCAUAGAGAACUUAAGCCUAAAUCUCCCUUUACUGAAAUGGAAGUACACUGUCGAACCAGUAGAUGGGAUCAAAUCAAUUACUGAACACCUGUACCUCAACCGGGCAUGUAUCAGAUGGGAAUCUGACAAAGAACCUGUAGUCGAGCUGGGACUGUGUUACAAUAUUCACGACCUAUCGUACGACGAGAGUACAUUUUCAACUACUAUCAACACCAUUGAUUCGAUGCCCAGAGGUCCACUGAAUCUCAAGCUGACCCAAGGACUGUACACUGGGUCUGCUGGACUGGCGCUGAUCCUUAUGAUUUUGCCAGCCAUUUUGGCUUUCACACCACAGCCAUGUAAAAAGAACUUCAGAUUCAUUGCCGUCUUCAUUUCCAUAUUAGGAUUUGUGGUGGUCCUAGGGGCUUCCAGUUUCAUUACACACCAGAUGACUGCUUUGAAGUCACAAAUCCUCAAUUUCAAGCCUCAGAUUACUAAAAUAUUGAAUGAGGGAACUAGCAGCGAGCAACGACUAUCGUAUACCAAUGUGGAGUACGUACAACUAGGAUAUGUUGUUUUGGGCCUUACCUGGGUAGCCGCUGUGGCCAUGCUCUCUGUGUUGGUCACAUGGUGCCUGUCUUUUAUUCCCACGCAGAGUGUUGGUCUGUCGAAAGAAUCAGACAAAUUAUUGGGAGAUGACACAACGAGGGGAUGA